Drosophila bipectinata is the source of this 859-nucleotide messenger RNA. RefSeq lists its product as uncharacterized. The record is from RefSeq and is a predicted model, not a curated record. NCBI's taxonomy places the organism in Eukaryota, Metazoa, Arthropoda, Insecta, Diptera, Drosophilidae.
UGGCGUCAGAUACGCAUUGUUAUUGUCAUCUCUAUUGCGUUUAUAGUGAAAUUUCCUUAAUUUUUUUCUAUUUUUUGCAACAUGAAAGUUUAUAAACAAAAGCUACGAGACGUUUGGCUUCAGAUGCCAGAAUUUAAACCUUGGUUGCGUCGUGACCCAGAUGACUCAUAUAGAGCGCAUUGUAAGUUUUGCAAGUGCGGCGUAAACACAAAAAUCUGCGAUUUGCGAGCCCAUGCGCUGACGAAAAAACACAUAAAACGAAGCUUAGAGCUAGGAAUAGAAAUUAAGCAUAACUUGAACGAUCCGGACGAGACAUCCGAAGGUCUCUCCUAUAACUCCAGCCCCCAAUAUAAGAUUAAAACUAAGACUGCGACAAUCAAACGUGAGAAGCCAAGAACCUCUGAUACUGUCAGCAAAUCCCAGACAUCCUUGGAUUACGAGCAAAUUAUUGAAAAUCUGGCGCUCUACGAGCCCGAGCAGGUAAUGUUCUCCAAUUGCUCCUUAACUGGGACGGAGCAAAUUAUCGAAGAAGAGGGCGAGGUACCAUCGGGUGCCAUUGUUGAUGAGGAGAUGAUCAACAAGGCGGUAGCAACUGCCCUUAGGAACCAAAAGGAUUCACCCCAGAUUUUCGGCGAUUUUGUGGCGGACCGACUGCGACAUAUGAACAACGAUGCCUCCGAGUUCGCCAAAGAUAAAAUUAUGAAAAUCUUGCUUGAGGCAGCUUCUAUCGAUAGGGCUCCUACUUACAAUUAAACGGAACUUAGAUUAAGAUAAAUAGCAAACCAAACUUAUGAUUUUUGGAUGCCCGGCAAUUAUGUAUAUUCAGACAAUUGUAAUAAUAAUUUGUGCUAUUAAUGAA